Molecule: messenger RNA, 1050 nt
Organism: Penicillium paradoxum
Lineage: Eukaryota; Fungi; Ascomycota; Eurotiomycetes; Eurotiales; Aspergillaceae
Exons: 4
Coding region: 1-1050 (349 amino acids)
Source: RefSeq, a predicted model, not a curated record
AUGUCUCAUCGCUCUGGUCUCCCUUGCUCAGAGGAAAUGGCGGAGUACUAUGAGAACAUCCCAACUCAGUGGCCCGGAAUUGAAGCUUCACCGUUUGGGGGCAUCAACCCCUACUGCACAGAGCCUCUAGUGCCACCCAGCGUUUUGACUCCAAUCAGUCUUCCAGACAGCUCCUUCGGUCCCAGUCCAGCACUAAGUCAUCACGCACAUGACUACCGCAGCCAAGAAUACCAAUACGCCAUCAACGACUCCCUCCACCCCCCACAGGGUCUCGGCAUCUCUGCACCCUUCCCGAGUAACUUCCCCAGAACUUCAGCCCCGAAUGCCGCCUACCUCUACGCACCGGUAGCAAAUGACAUCCCACAUGGCAUGGUGCAAACGCCUAGUCAGUCGCCGCAGGGUCCAUCACCAUCCAAGCGCGCCAAACGCCCAUCCUCAAACACACCCUCGCGCGAGCCAAUAAGCAACACGCCAGUUAGCAUCGCGCCUAAUCCAGAAGGAGUUCUCCGAAUGGAGUAUGACCGCCAAAACUCCCAGCCAUCCCCGCAUAUUCUUCCUAAGAUCCGGGCUCCCGGCCGCGGACGCCGCGACCCACAAGCAGAAGAUGAAGAUGCAUUCGUAGAGGAGCUGCGAUUGGAACACACAGCUUGGAAGCGCGUACGCGAGGAAUUCCAGAAAAAGUUUAACAAAGAUGCAUCCGAGGCACGUUUGCAGAUGCGUCUUCUCCGCCGCCAGCGAGAUCGCAUGGCGCGCUGGGAUGAUUCAGAUGUAGAACUUCUGAACCACGCCCUUGAGAUCUGGGAGAGAGAUAAGUUCCGUUUCCUCUCGAACAAGUUAAAGGAACUCGGUGCUACGAGGUUGUAUUCGCCUGAUCAAUGUCGGACUCAACUUCGAUUUUUGGAGGCGAAACAACAGCAUCGGGAUCGUGCAAGUGCAUCAUCGCCAUCUGCUAUGUCUGAUCCUGCUCCUACUACACCUUCUGUGUCUCGGAAACGACCCCGGGCUCAGUCUUUAGAAUUGGAGUUCAACAUCGAGGAAGAGUUCUUUUAG